AUGGUCCUCCACAUCACCCCUUACUCCAGUGCCUGUCUGCACUUCCUGGAUGGCUUGUCGUGGAGCCUGGUGUUUCCCUGCUACUGGUUCCUGGACCGGCUCCUGGGCUCCUGCGUGGCCACUUCCCUGGAGAAGCGCCAACGCUCCCGGGACCCCUGCUCCUUCCUGACCCUGUGUGUCCUGAUUUCUGCACCUCUUUAUCUGCUGCUCUUCCUUGCAUCCCUUCCUUUUGCCCUGCUGGGGUUCAUCAUUUGGGCUCCCCUGCAAGCUGUUCGCCAGCCGUACUUGUACACUUACUGCAGACCAGACAAGAACCUGGCAGAGCAGGGUCAGGCUGGACACACAGGGCUUGGAGAAUGGAGGCCACAAGGCAGAAGCUUCUGCUUCUGCAGUGCCAAUGUCUGCCUCCUGCCAGACUCCCUGGCCAGGUUCAACAACCUGUCGGACACACAAAGAAGAGCUCGUGAGGUGGGUAAGAGAAUUCGCAACGGAGCCAGUCGACCCCAGAUUAAAAUCUACAUUGACUCACCGACCAACACCUCCAUCAGUGCGGCGUCAUUCAGCAGUCUAGCUACAGGUUUCCGCCGCACUUCCUCUCUGGAUCAGCGUCCAGAGCAAACACACACCACCAAUGGCCCGGCCGAAACAGAAACUGAACCCGUCACUGAGUGCCCAGUUCAUCCCCCAGGAGCCACCGACUGCCCUGUUCACCCCCCUACAGGAGAGCAGGGCUUCACUGAUUGCCCUGUUCACCAUGAUGCAUCAGACACCACAGCAGACUGUCCCCUUCACUCCACAGAGACCAACAGCAGCUCAGACUGUCCUGUUCAGACCUCAGGGGAACCUGCAGACUGCCCCAUGCAUUCCACUGGAGGUCAAAGUGGCUCUGGCCAUCAUGACUGCCCCAUGCAUGGAGAAGGGAUGCAGCAAAAAAAUCCUACAGACUGCCCACUUCACACCUCAGGGGUUCAAAUCAGCAUCAGUGCUCCAGAACCAGAAGCCCAGGAGGAGGAGGCUGAGACUGGUAAUCACAGAGAGAUGGCUGGAGGAGACAUGGGCAUGACUGCUUCUCGGGAGUCCCUCACUCGUUACCACUGUGGUGACAUCACUGUAGGGAUAUCCUCCAAUAAUACUCUCUCUCAUGUCCCACGCACUUCUAUCUUCAAGCGUCCAGGACGGAAACGUCGUCAUGGAGAUGAGACAUUUGACCAUGAGAUCUCUGCCUUUUUCCCUGCCAACCUGGAUUUUCUUGCUCUACAGGAAGUAUUUGACCAUGGAUCGACAACAAGACUGCGGCGGCAGCUGCACCGCUACUUCCCUUAUGUGCUUAGUGAUGUUGGGCGGUAUGGCUGGAAAGGCUGCUGUUCCAGGUUCAAAUUCUUGAACAGCGGCCUAAUGCUGGCCAGUCGCUACCCAAUCUUGGACGCACGGUUUGAGUGCUACCCCAACGGGAGAGGAGAGGAUGCUUUGGCAGCCAAAGGGGCACUGUUUGCCAAGGUUCAUGUGGGCACCUCCCAUCAGGAGCAAAGAGUUGUGGGAUACCUCGCGUGCACACACCUCCACGCUAUAGAAGGCGAUGCAUCAGUCCGCUGCGAGCAGCUGGACCUUUUGCUCCAGUGGGGGGCCGAGUUUCGUCAAUCUUCAUCCCAAUCACCUGAAGGAGAGAAGGUUCUGGAAGACCUGGUGGCCUUCGAUGUCAUCCUGGGAGACCUGAACUUUGACAACUGUUCUUCAGAGGACAAACUGGAGCAGCAGCAUGCACUUUUUACUCAAUACAAGGACCCGUGUCGCCUGGGGCCAGGGGAGGACAAACCAUGGGCUCUGGGCACUCUGCUGGAUCCCAGUGGCCUUUAUGACGAAGAUGUCAGCUCAGCUGAGAGUUUACAAAAAGUGAUGGAGAAUGAGGAUGGGAGGAAGGAAUACCUGGUGUUUCCUCCUAGUAAGAACCAUUGUCCUGCCAGUGGUCAGAAGGGGAGGAAGAUCCCACUGAAGGGAAACGGACGGCGGAUCGAUUACAUCCUCUACAGUGACGAGAGCCUUCAGCAGGACUGGAAACUGGAAAUUGAAGACUUCAGCUUUGUGACCCAGUUGGCCGGCCUCACUGACCACCUGUCUGUAGCCAUGCGCCUGGCUGUUUCCACCGGAGAAGAGGAGCCUUAGAUCGACCGCCUGAGCUUUCAUCUCGAAAUACUGCCAUGGCGGAGCGAACGGGAAGAAGACAAGACCUUACGAGUUUACAGAUACAGAGCAGCGUGAAGAAAUGAUUGAGGGGACGGCAAGUAGACGGAUGAAUCAGUGGGAGAGCGUUCAGAGAAGUGGAGAAGAAAAAGGAAGAGUGAAAGACUCUGACAGGGAGAGAUAAGCUGGGGAAUUCAGAUUAGGAAGUCUGAGAUAUUCAUCUUCCUGGGUAAAUGACCCACACAAACACACUCUAAAUACUGCAUCAGCCACAAGAGAGUGGC
Messenger RNA from Nematolebias whitei (Rio pearlfish), 2462 nucleotides. It is a transcript of the gene smpd3, whose product is annotated as sphingomyelin phosphodiesterase 3. Gene Ontology annotation, molecular function: sphingomyelin phosphodiesterase activity. Lineage: Eukaryota; Metazoa; Chordata; Actinopteri; Cyprinodontiformes; Rivulidae. The record is from RefSeq and is a predicted model, not a curated record. The coding region runs from base 1 to 2160 and encodes 719 amino acids. The transcript is spliced from 9 exons. Gene Ontology annotation, cellular component: cytoplasm; extracellular region. Gene Ontology annotation, biological process: sphingomyelin metabolic process.